CACUGCCUCAUCAAAAGGCCCCACCACCACCACCACCACCACCACCACACCAGCAGCGGCAGCCACCUCCGCCACUGAAGCAGCACCAGUAGCACCAAAGGCAAACAUGGCUCCCAAGAAAUUCGUCGGUGCCAUCGACCAGGGCACGAGCAGCUCCCGGUUCAUGAUCUUUGACGACCAAGGCGCCAUCGUGGCCAUGCACCAGGAAGAGUUCGCCCAGAUCUACCCUAAAGCCGGAUGGUGUGAGCACGACCCAGAGGUCAUCAUGGCCUCCGUCACGCAGUGUGUGACAGAAGCCGCCAAAAAGUUCAAAGCCCUCGGCCACGAGCUUUCCGAGAUCAAAGCCAUCGGAAUCACCAACCAGCGCGAGACCACCGUCGUUUGGGACAAGACCACCGGCAAGCCAUUGCAUCACGCCAUCGUGUGGCUCGACGGCCGCACCAACGGGACCGUCAAGCAGCUCGUGGAGAAGUCUGGCAGCGUCACGCACUGGCAAGAAAAGUGCGGUCUGCCAUUCUCCACCUACUUCUCAGGCGUGAAACUUCGAUGGUUGCUGGACAACGACGAGGCGGUCAAGAAGGCGCAUGACGAGGACAGGCUGGCGUUUGGAACCGUCGACUCCUGGUUGAUUUACAACUUGACUGGUGGUGUGAAAGGUGGAAAGCACGUGUCUGAUGUGACCAACGCUUCCCGUACCAUGUUCAUGAACUUGCACACGCUGCAGUGGGACGACGAGAUUCUGUCGUUCUUUGGCGUCAAGAAGAAUGUCCUUCCCGAAAUCGUUUCCAGUGCUGAGGUUUACGGAAACGUUGUCGACGGACCUUUCGCUGGCGUUCCUCUCGCAGGGUGUCUCGGAGACCAACAAGCCGCUGUCGUUGGACAACGCUGCUUCAACCCCGGAGAAGUAAAGAACACCUACGGCACUGGCUGCUUCAUGUUGUUCAACACCGGCUCCAAGCCCGUCAUCUCCACCCACGGUCUCCUCACCACUGUGGGCUACAAGCUCGGCAAGGACGCCGAAGCUAUCUACGCCCUCGAAGGCUCCGUCGCCAUCGCCGGCGCCGCCAUCAAGUGGUUGCGGGAUAACCUCAAGAUGAUCAAGAGCGCCGCUGAGGUCAACGAGCUCGCUUCCGCCGUUGAGGACACUGGAGGCGUCUACUUUGUCCCCGCCUUCUCGGGACUUUUUGCGCCCCACUGGAGGGACGACGCUCGUGGAUGUAUCGUCGGUCUGACGCAAUACGCUACUCGUGAGCACAUUGCGCGUGCCACCCUUGAGGCCGUCUGCUUCCAGAGCAAGGAGGUCCUUGACGCCAUGAACGCUGACGCUGGUACCGACCUUGCCGUCCUUAAGGUUGAUGGUGGUAUGACCGCCUCCGACCUCGGCAUGCAAAUACAGGCCGACCUUUUGGGCAUUGACGUUGAACGCCCCGCCAUGUCCGAAACCACCGCCCUAGGCGCCGCCCUCGCCGCCGGUCUGACCGUUGGCGUCUGGAAGGACCUCGACAACUUCAAAGCCAGCGCCAAGCCGGACAUUUUCAAACCCACAAUCGAAACCGCUAACCGCGCCGAACGCUACGGACAAUGGAAGAAAGCCGUUGAGCGGUCUUUGAACUGGGUAGAAUAAACCAACACACCGACGAUGAAUAGCUUGGAUAUCUUUUUAGCUAGCUUUUGUAAUUUGAGGCAGUAUCACGCACGACGUAUUUGUAUCGUAUGUAGUUUGUAUCGUAUGUAGAUGAACCCGCUUCACCUCCCUUUUUGUUCCUCGACCCGGACAGUAAUAUCGUGCCGAGCCCUUCUUAAUUGCUCUCAUACCUCGUGUACAGUAUAUGUGUGAUAUAUCACCCCGUAGGGCCUCGCGUACAAAAUACCUUCAGAUCAACGCCGUACGCUGACGGGAUUAUUGAUGGGUGCCCAUCAAGUG
Molecule: messenger RNA, 1924 nt
Organism: Fimicolochytrium jonesii
Lineage: Eukaryota; Fungi; Chytridiomycota; Chytridiomycetes; Spizellomycetales; Powellomycetaceae
Exons: 3
Coding region: 107-1624 (505 amino acids)
Biological process (GO): glycerol metabolic process; triglyceride metabolic process; glycerol-3-phosphate biosynthetic process
Cellular component (GO): mitochondrion
Molecular function (GO): glycerol kinase activity
Source: RefSeq, a predicted model, not a curated record